AUGGUGUGGUCGGCUGGGAGGAUGGCAAUGCGAGGCGCCUCCGCCGCGCUGCUCGUGCUGGCGCUCGUCGCCGCCGUGGCGCGCGCGGAGGACCCCUACCACUUCUUCGAGUGGAAGGUGACGUACGGGACGAGGACCAUCAUGGGGACGCCGCAGAAGGUGAUCCUCAUCAACGACUUGUUCCCCGGGCCUACCAUCAACUGCACAUCCAACAACAACAUCGUCAUCAAUGUCUUCAACAUGCUCGACCAGCCGCUCCUCUUCACCUGGCACGGCAUCCAGCAGAGGAAGAACUCGUGGCAGGACGGCAUGCCGGGCACCAUGUGCCCGAUCCAGCCCAACACCAAUUUCACGUACCACUGGCAGCCCAAGGACCAGAUCGGCAGCUUCUUCUAUUACCCCAGCACCGGCAUGCAGCGGGCGGCGGGCGCCUACGGGCUCAUCAGCGUCCACAGCCGUGACCUGAUCCCGGUCCCCUUCGACACGCCGGCCGACGACUUCCCGGUCCUGGUCGGCGACUGGUACACCAAGGACCACGCCGUCCUGGCCAAGAACCUGGACGCCGGCAAGGGGAUCGGCCGCCCCUCGGGUCUCGUCAUCAACGGCAAGAACGAGAAGGACGCGUCGAACCCGCCCAUGUACAACGUGGAGGCCGGCAAGACGUACCGGUUCCGCGUCUGCAACGUGGGCAUCAAGGCGUCCUUCAACAUCCGCAUCCAGAACCACAUCAUGAAGCUGGUGGAGAUGGAGGGCUCCCACACCAUGCAGAACGACUACGACUCCCUGGACCUCCACAUCGGGCAGUGCCUGUCGUUCCUGGUCACCGCCGACCAGAAGCCCGGCGACUACCUGCUGGUGGCGUCCACCCGGUUCAUCAAGGAGGCGAGCAGCACCACGGCCGGGAUCCGCUACAAGGGGUCCAGCGCCCCGCCCCCCGCCAAGCUGCCGGAGAGCCCCAGCGGGUGGGCGUGGUCCAUCAACCAGGCCAGGUCCUUCCGCUGGAACCUGACGGCGAGCGCGGCGCGGCCCAACCCGCAGGGGUCGUACCACUACGGCCAGAUCAACAUCACCCGCACCAUCAAGCUCGGCAUGGGCCGCGGCAAGGUGGACGGCAAGGAGCGGUUCGGCUUUAACGGCGUGUCGCACGUGGACCCCGAGACCCCCGUGAAGCUCGCCGAGUACUUCAACGCCACCGACGGGGUGUUCCAGUACGACCUCAUCGGCGACGUGCCGCCCGCCAAGUCCGCGCCCACCAAGAUGGCUCCCAACGUCAUCCGCGCCGAGUUCCGCACCUUCAUCGAGGUGGUCUUCGAGAACCCCGAGAAGAGCAUCGACACCAUCCACAUCGACGGCUACGCAUUUUUCGCAGUCGGCAUGGGGCCGGGCAAAUGGACGCCAGCGUCUCGGAGUACGUACAACCUCCUGGAUACGGUGAGCCGGCACACGAUCCAGGUGUACCCGAGGUCGUGGACGGCGGUGAUGAUGACGUUCGACAACGCGGGCAUGUGGAGUAUCCGGUCCAACAUCUGGGAGAGGAAUUACCUCGGCGAGCAGCUGUACGUGAGCGUCACCUCGCCGGAGCGGUCGCUUAGGGACGAGUACAACAUGCCAGAGACCAGCCUCCGCUGCGGCAAGGUCGUCGGCCUGCCAAUGCCGCCGUCCUACCUCUCCGUCUAG
Molecule: messenger RNA, 1677 nt
Organism: Miscanthus lutarioriparius
Lineage: Eukaryota; Viridiplantae; Streptophyta; Magnoliopsida; Poales; Poaceae
Source: the annotation of a GenBank genome assembly